GAGAGAGAGAGGUGGACAAUCUCAUCUUGGCUUUCUUAUGGUCUGUGAAAACUCUUGGUUCGAGAGAUGGCCUGGAAGGAUCUGAAAUUGCGAAAUUUCAGUGCAGUAAUUUUGUGGGCAUGAAUAAUCCAACACCGACCGACCCUUCCCAGAAAAGAGCAAAACAAUCCCACAUGCCACUGCCCUUUCCCACCCCUGCCCGAUCCCUCAAAUCUGAAUAGAAUAUUCCCAAAUUAUCAUCAUAAUAAUAAUAUCAUUCAAAAAAAUUAAACCUACAUUUGUUAAUAAUAAUCUCUCUCCCAGUUUCCCUCCAUAUAUACAGCCCCCUCCCCUUCCAACCCCUUCCCACAAUCCCACCCUCUCUUUCUCUCUCCUUCUCUCUGUUUUCUGGUUUGGUUUCAUCAGAAUUUUGGCCUGAUAAACCACAUACCAGCAUUGCCGUUUUUCCUUAUACAUACAUACAUACAUAUCUCUCUCUCUCUCUCUCUCUCUCUCUCACACACACACACACACACAAAAUCUUGUCUCUGUGGUUGCGUAUUUUGUUCCAUGGCUGCUCUGUUUCUGGUUCUGGGGCUUCUGCCUCUGGCCAUGGCCGGCCAUGACUACGGCCAAGCUCUCAGUAAAAGCAUUCUGUUCUACGAAGCUCAGAGAUCUGGGUACCUUCCCAGUUCCCAGAGAGUCCACUGGAGGAGCCAUUCCGGGCUCAACGAUGGCAAGGCCAGUGGGGUGGAUCUGGUGGGAGGGUACUAUGAUGCGGGUGACAAUGUGAAGUUUGGGCUGCCCAUGGCUUUCACCAUUACCAUGAUGUCUUGGAGCAUCAUUGAGUAUGGAAGGCAAAUGACCGCCAGUGGAGAGCUCAGCCACGCCAUGGAUGCUGUCAAGUGGGGCACUGACUACCUCAUCAAGGCUCACCCCCAACCCUAUGUCCUCUACGGAGAGGUGGGAGAUGGAAACACAGAUCACUACUGUUGGCAGAGGCCGGAGGACAUGACGACGCCGAGACGGGCCUACAAGAUCGACCCGAGCAACCCCGGGUCCGACCUCGCCGGCGAGACAGCCGCCGCGAUGGCCGCUGCCGCUAUCGUGUUCCGCCGCUUCAACCCUUCCUACGCCAGGCAGCUCCUCGCCCAUGCUCAACAGCUGUUCGAGUUUGCGGACAAGUACAGGGGCAAAUACGACAGCAGCAUCAGUGUGGCCCAGAAGUACUACCAAUCUGUCAGUGGAUACGCUGAUGAGUUGCUAUGGGCGGCUGCUUGGCUGUACAAGGCAACCAACAACCAGUACUACUUGAGCUACCUCGGCAACAACGGCGACGCCCUAGGCGGCACCGGCUGGUCAAUGACUGAGUUUGGCUGGGACGUGAAAUACGCCGGUGUGCAAACCCUUGUCGCCAAGUUCCUAAUGGGAGGGAGAGCCGGUAAAUAUGAAUCAGUCUUCGGAAAGUACCAGCAGAAGGCAGAGUCUUUCAUGUGUUCGUGCCUUGGGAAGGGCACUCGCAACGCGCAGAAGACUCCCGGAGGCCUUAUUUUCCGGCAGAGAUGGAACAACAUGCAGUUUGUCACCAGUGCGUCCUUCCUCCUCACUGUCUACUCCGACUACCUGGCCUCAGCCCGGAAGAAUCUUAACUGUGCUUCCGGCAGUGUCUCCCCAUCCGAGCUUCUUUCCUUCGCGAAAUCUCAGGUGGAUUACAUUCUUGGAGACAACCCAAGAGCUACAAGUUACAUGGUGGGAUAUGGAAGCAACUAUCCCCAGCAGGUUCAUCACAGAGGUUCCUCAAUUGUGUCGAUCAAGGUUAACCCGUCAUUUGUCACUUGCCGGGGAGGCUAUGCCACUUGGUUUAGCAGGAAGUCAAGCGACCCCAAUGUCCUUACCGGCGCCGUUGUUGGCGGACCUGAUGCUUACGACAACUUUGCUGAUCAAAGAGACAACUACGAACAAACAGAGCCGGCUACAUACAACAAUGCCCCUCUUCUUGGCGUAUUGGCACGACUACAUGCCGGGCCUAGUGGCUAUAACCAGCUCCUUCCCGUGGCUGUUCCAGUGCCAAGAACCCAACCAAAACCAGCCCCAACAACCAAAACAACACCAACUAAAGGUUUGGCUUCUGCUCCCAUUGCCGUUGAACAGAAGAUGACAACCUCAUGGAAUGACAAUGGCAAAACUUACUACAGAUAUUCUACAAAAUUAACCAAUAAAUCUGACAAGACAGUGAAGGAUCUCAAGGUUUUGAUAUCCAAUUUGUAUGGUCCUCUCUGGGGCCUCACAAAGUAUGAGGACUCUUAUGUUUUCCCAGCAUGGCUCCAAUCUUUGCCAGCAGGCAAAAGCUUCGAGUUUGUGUAUAUCCAUUCAGCCCCGCAAGCAGAUGUCUCGGUUGCAAGCUACAAUUUGGUAUGAGAAAAGAGGAAAUUCACACGGGUUUUCUGGUUUCUAAUGUAAGGCUGUGCAGAUAUACAAGAAGAAAGCAGUCCAGAAAAAAAAAAAAAAAAGGAAAAGAAAAGGUCUCUUUUUCUUUCAGUUGUGAUUUUCAAUUACUUGUUGAAUUGGAAUGAGUAGGUUUUAGACGGAUUUAGGUCAAAUAAGGUUGAAGACUGGAGGAAGAAAGGAGCGAAGAGACGAUUAAAACAUGUGUGCUCAUCCUCUUUCUGCUCCACUUCACUGGUGAUAGAUAGAUUUGGGAGAGAAACAGUGAAUGAAAGAUUAAGUGUUUAGAAGUGAAGCAAAUUCAUUCUUGACCAAAUUCAAAGAGUCUUCUCUUUCUUAGUGGUUGAAAAACAGCUUUGAGUGUUUUCCCCUUCUUUCUUGCUCUCUUUUUUGUGUUGUGAUCCUGUAAGCUUUGUAACAUUUCAUCACUCCAAUAUAAAUACAGUUUGUUCAAUGCC
Diospyros lotus (date-plum) is the source of this 2882-nucleotide messenger RNA. Its product is annotated as endoglucanase 6. The transcript is spliced from 9 exons. Gene Ontology annotation, molecular function: carbohydrate binding; hydrolase activity, hydrolyzing O-glycosyl compounds. The record is from RefSeq and is a predicted model, not a curated record. Gene Ontology annotation, biological process: carbohydrate metabolic process. Bases 550 to 2397 code for a protein of 615 amino acids. NCBI's taxonomy places the organism in Eukaryota, Viridiplantae, Streptophyta, Magnoliopsida, Ericales, Ebenaceae.